Messenger RNA from Aricia agestis (brown argus), 1782 nucleotides. Its product is annotated as beta-1,4-mannosyltransferase egh. The coding region runs from base 181 to 1557 and encodes 458 amino acids. Gene Ontology annotation, molecular function: beta-1,4-mannosyltransferase activity. The transcript has 3 exons. The record is from RefSeq and is a predicted model, not a curated record. Gene Ontology annotation, cellular component: cytoplasm. NCBI's taxonomy places the organism in Eukaryota, Metazoa, Arthropoda, Insecta, Lepidoptera, Lycaenidae.
UGAAGGGCGUGCUUUUUGCACUUUCGUUUUUUAUCGCCUUAUCUUUAUAUACUACAUAAAAAUAUGUUUAUUAAAUAAAAUACAUACAAGUUUACAAAUAAAGAAUACUUUAUUUAUUACUAAUUAUAACUGACUGUGAUAAAUUCUUUGACCGAUUUUGUUAAGUGCUGAAGCUAAAGAAUGCUGAGAGGAAGGGUUCAACAUUUGUUGCACUGUAUAUUGUUUUUGACGUUUAUAUUCUGUUCUCUCGUAUUUGCGGGUGCUAUUACACUAGAUGGAAAGGAAAAGCCCUAUAUAGAACCAUGGGGUGCUUACGGCAUACAAGGUACAUUAAUUUUGUACAUCCUUCGGCUUUUGACUUUGUUAACGAUACCACAAGUUUUUUGCAAUUUUGGUGGGCUUUUGUUUUUCAAUGCUUUUCCGGGAAAAAUUAAAUUAAAAGGCUCUCCACUACUGGCCCCAUUUAUUUGUAUAAGAGUGGUAACGAGGGGCGAUUUCCCCAAUCUCGUAAAGGAUAAUGUCACAAGAAAUAUGAAUUUGUGCUUAGAUGUUGGAAUGGAAAAUUUUAUGAUCGAAGUAGUCACUGACAAAGCAAUAAAGUUACCAACUCACAGACGAGUGAGAGAGGUGGUAGUGCCACCUGAAUAUAAGACGAAAACUGGUGCAUUAUUUAAGUCUAGAGCAUUGCAAUAUUGCUUGGAAGAUAAUGUUAACAUUCUUGCUGACAAUGAUUGGAUUGUGCACCUAGAUGAAGAGACAUUGUUAACGGAAAAUUCUGUGCGAGGAAUAUUAAACUUUGUAUUUGAUGGGCGACAUCAGUUCGGUCAGGGUCUUAUCACUUAUGCCAAUGAACAUAUUGUCAACUGGCUCACGACACUGGCUGACAGUUUCCGUGUUGCUGAUGAUAUGGGUAAAUUGAGGUUCCAGUUUUAUGUCUUUCACAAACCCCUGUUUAGCUGGAAAGGAUCUUAUGUUGUCACUCAGGUGUGUGCUGAGAAGAAGGUGUCAUUUGAUAACGGCCUGGAUGGGUCUGUGGCUGAGGAUUGCUACUUUGCAAUGAAAGCAUACAAAGAAGGUUAUACAUUUAAUUUUGUUGAAGGAGAAAUGUGGGAGAAAUCACCAUUCUCUCUGUGGGAUUUCAUGCAGCAAAGAAAAAGGUGGUUACAAGGUAUACUAUUAGUGGUCCAUUCCAAAGAGAUACCUCUCUUUCAUAAAAUCUUCCUAGCAAUAUCCUGUUAUUCAUGGGUUACACUGCCUCUGUCCACGAGUAACAUUUUGCUUGCAGCAUUUUGUCCAAUUCCAUGUCCUCACUGGUUAGACUUAAUUUGUGCAUUUACUGGGGCCGUGAAUAUUUACAUGUAUAUUUUUGGUGUAAUCAAAUCUUUCUCAAUAUAUAGAUUCGGGCCUCUCAAUUUCCUCCUACUUAUUAUAGCUGCUUUAGCAACAAUUCCAGUUAAUAUAGUCAUAGAGAAUAUAGCGGUGAUUUGGGGUGUUCUCGGUAAAAAGCACAAGUUUUAUAUUGUCAACAAAGAAAUUAAGAUCCCUGUUACAGUAUGAUUGUGUAUGUUAAAGUAAAUGACAUGGUAAUUGACUGCACAAAAUACUUAAGAAUUAUCUAGUUGAACAUAUGUGUAAUUGCAGUAAGUAUGUUAUUUAGAUUGUAGUUGAUAUUUAUCACAAUAAUUGAUAAAUAUUGUUAAGGUGUCCAUAGUCACACACUGUUACCAAAGAAUACAGUUAAAGAGUGUCUGCUUAAUUAUUUUAUUAUUGUUGGUUAAUUAU